Molecule: messenger RNA, 4311 nt
Organism: Phacochoerus africanus (Common warthog)
Lineage: Eukaryota; Metazoa; Chordata; Mammalia; Artiodactyla; Suidae
Gene: SMYD1
Product: SET and MYND domain containing 1
Exons: 10
Coding region: 85-1557 (490 amino acids)
Cellular component (GO): nucleus
Molecular function (GO): histone H3K4 methyltransferase activity; protein binding
Source: RefSeq, a predicted model, not a curated record
GAUGCUGAAGGUGCUGAAAUAGCAGCGAGGACAAGGGACUUGGCUCAGUGUUAAAUAUCUGCCGAGCUGCCCUAAGAUUCUGAGAUGACAAUAGAGAGAAUGGAGAACGUGGAGGUCAUUACUUCUGAGGGCAAAGGCAGGGGUCUGAAGGCCACCAAGGAAUUCUGGGCUGCUGAUGUCAUCUUCGCCGAGCGGGCUUACUCUGCCGUGGUUUUUGACAGCCUUGUGAACUUCGUGUGCCACACCUGCUUCAAGAGGCAGGAGAAGCUCCAUCGCUGUGGGCAGUGCAAGUUUGCCCAUUACUGUGACCGCACCUGCCAGAAGGAUGCUUGGCUGAACCACAAGAACGAGUGUUCGGCCAUCAAGAGAUAUGGGAAGGUGCCCAAUGAGAACAUCAGGCUGGCGGCGCGCAUCAUGUGGCGAGUGGAGAGAGAGGGAACUGGGCUCACCGAGGGCUGCCUGGUCUCCGUGGACGAUCUGCAGAACCAUGUGGAGCACUUUGGGGAGGAGGAGCAGAAGGAGCUGCGCAUGGACGUGGACACUUUCCUGCAGUAUUGGCCACCCCAGAGCCAGCAGUUCAGCAUGCAGUAUAUCUCGCACAUCUUCGGCGUGAUUAACUGCAAUGGUUUCACGCUCAGUGAUCAGAGAGGCCUGCAGGCAGUAGGUGUGGGCAUCUUCCCCAACCUGGGCCUGGUGAACCACAACUGUUGGCCCAACUGCACCGUCAUCUUUAACAACGGCAAUCAUGAGGCAGUGAAAUCCAUGUUUCACACCCAGAUGAGAAUUGAGCUCCGGGCCCUGGGCAAGAUCUCAGAAGGAGAGGAGCUGACCGUGUCCUACAUCGACUUCCUUAACUUCAGCGAAGAGCGCAAGAAGCAGCUGAAGAAGCAGUACUACUUUGACUGCACAUGUGAACACUGCCAGAAAGGGCUGAAGGACGACCUCUUCCUGGGGGUGAAAGACAACCCAAAGCCUUCUCAGGAGGUGGUAAAGGAAAUGAUUCAGUUCUCCAAGGAUACACUGGAAAAAAUUGACAAGGCUCGCUCUGAGGGUUUGUACCAUGAGGUUGUGAAAUUAUGCCGAGAGUGCCUGGAGAAGCAGGAGCCAGUGUUUGCCGACACCAACAUCUACACGCUGCGCUUGCUGAGCAUUGUUUCUGAGGUCCUCUCCUACCUGCAGGCCUUUGAAGAGGCCUCACACUACGCCAGGAGGAUGGUGGAUGGCUAUAUGAAACUCUACCACCCCAACAAUGCCCAGCUGGGCAUGGCCAUCAUGAGGGCAGGGCUGACCAACUGGCACGCUGGCAACAUCGAGGUGGGCCAUAGCAUGAUCUGCAAAGCCUACGCCAUUCUCCUGGUGACACACGGACCCUCCCACCCCAUCACCAAGGACUUGGAGGGCAUGAGGAUGCAGACGGAGAUGGAGCUGCGCAUGUUCCGCCAGAACGAGUUCAUGUAUCACAAGAUGCGCGAGGCGGCCCUGAACAACCAGCCCAUGCAGGUCAUGGCCGAGCCCAGCAAUGAGCCGGCGCCUGCUCUGUUUCAUAAGAAGCAAUGAGGACCUGCCUGGUGGGGAAGGGGCGCCGUGGCUUGGGAACUAGGGAGAUGUUCUGGAGGGGAUGGGUAUCUGGGGAGCCCCUUGAUGAAGAAAUCAGGGUAACUUGACAAGCUCAACCUUGUUGCUGUGGGAAGGGACUGCUCCGUGUUCCCCAGUGUCAUUUUGUUUCAUUUCAACUCAUUUCAACCCAAUUGAACUCUAUCUAAACCCAGUCCAGCCCAACUCAUCCUACAAAUAUAUUAGGUGCUAGGGCCUAGGGAUAAAGAACCCUAGAUGUUGCUGAUGAGGCAAAAUGUUAGACAAUUUAAGCACAGUGUGAUAAUAGAUGCAGUGGAAACUGUAUGGAGAGAAAGGGACAGUGAUGGGCAUGUGUCUGGUGUGUGUACGGGGAUUAGCUGUGGGGGUGUCAUGGAGGAGUGACAUCUGAGCUAAGGGUGACAGGUGCCUGGAGGCUCAGGUGGCUGUUCACCCAUCCAUGCAGGUGUCCCAGGGUUUGGCUGACUGGCAUGGGUGACAUCCAGCUUCCUCAGGUGAACAUGGACUUAUGAAGAAGGGGCUGUGUUUGGGCCUUUAAGGUCCUGCUCAUAGAACUGAAACAUUUUCAGAUGGGUAACUAUACAGAAAGAGGUGGGGGCUUUGCCCAAACCACUUGAGGUCUCAGGUUUCACUCUAAAUUUCAAACAUUAUUCUGAAACUACUUCCAGAACACAGAGAGAGAGGCUCUCCAACCCCACCCUCACUGCCAAGCCUUGUGAUUCCUGUGAUAAGGGGCUGCUUGGACAAUACCUGAGAUUUUUACCUGGCCAUUGGCCUCCUAGGACUGAAGAAGUCUUUUCAAGGUGAAGUUGAGGGGGACGCUUGGCAACACACCUACCUGAUGACCGUGGGUCCAGCGGAAUCGGCCUUUGGGUGUUUCCUUUGGUUCUACGUCUCUAGGUGGUCUUUACCCUCUUAGACUUCAUCUCCAGCCCCCAGUAAAUCUCUCUUCUUAGUAAUGCAUAAUUAUGACUUCCCUUGCUUAAUUUCUCUCAUCGUCCAUGCCCUGGGGACGCUGCUUUUCUUACCAGAAGGAAUGUCUCACCUGGACUCUGAACACCUAGGUUUGGACUUUUUUGAGGAGAAGGUGACCAACUUGCCCUUAUCUCCUGGGAAUCUGCUCUGGGCUCCGCCCAAGUGUGAGAGUGUUGGGGGUCAAUGAAACCAGUUGUCCCAUUGUCCUGUUAUUUUUUGGGAUCCCAAACAUCUCACCAGUGUUUUGGGGGAUGCUAGACCAGAGUCCUCUAUUUAAGAAUAUCACCAAGUCUUCUGUACCAUCUGGGGCUACCCUUGACCCCAAAGCUCUAGCUCAUGUCUUGAACUCAAGUGACCCCAUGAGGCUCCAUAUUUGCCAUCUGUGUCUACAGUGUUGGUUCCUCCAUCCCUACACUUUCAUCCUCAGAAGGACUCACUGCCUCCCUCGUAACCUGACCAACAGCUCUGCCAAUGUGCCAAAGACUCUGGCCAAAAAUGCUGCAAAGGGGCCACAUAUUUCAGAAUACUCCUACCUUGCAUUUGGCUCUUCUUUGAGGAUGCCCACUUCUCUAGAACUUUCGCAGGGAGACUGAGAGUUCUUCCAAUCCCAGGUACUACACAUCUAGAGAUGGCACCAGCCUUGUCCCAAGACCCCACUGUGCCAGUUCCAAUGGUCACUCUUCUCCCCUCAUAUAAAGGCUUCCCCAAACCUCUUCCCUUCUGUGUCACUGUCAUCUGCCAAGCCACUGGUCACUCCCCGCCUCCAAUUCAUGGUCUUGUUUCUCUUCCUCUCUUCCUCAAAUUUGGUGUCUUCAAUGUCCACUUUCACAAACCAUGGAAACCUCUUGCUUCAUAGAAUCUCUAUUUACUCAAUUCCUGGUGUCUUUCCAUUUUGUCCAUUAAAACUCUGUCUUGGUUAUGCCCAGACACUGUCAUCCCCCUAAUUUCUCCACUUUUGAUGUCUAGCUUUCUGAUCAUUGCUUCCUACCUGUUCACCUCUCUCCCUUUUCUCCAUCCCAUGUUACUACAUGAUAUCCUGUGUCCUCUAGUGUGUCACUCUCCUUCUGUCUUCUCUUUCUUCCAGAUGAGCAAGGGCGUCAGUCUGUCUUCCUUCUUGCCUGACCUCUCUUUCUGCCCAGCAGAGUUGCUGCCUGGCUUAAUUCAGCCGUCUUGUGUUCCCUCUGCUGAACCCGGAGGUGAUGAGCAUGGCCAGGAAAACAGUGCCUCCCAGCACAGGUGGCUCCACAGACUCCUCUCCAACCACAGCUGACCUUGGGGUGCAGUGCAGAUGUGCUUCCUGUGCUCUCAUUGGCUCUCCCUUUGCCCAGUAGCUACUUCAGGCCUUUGAUCAUAUCCUUGAGACCCCCGCCUUCAGCAGAACCUCAUCUCCUGCUUCAUGGAGAGGCCAGCAGCUGGGAUUCCCUCAAUUUCCACUUCCUGCAUUGACGCCCAUCACAAAUGUCCCCUCUGUCCUUCCCCUCCUCCUCAUACCUGGGGAGCAGGAGCCCCAUCCCUCCUCCAAAGUAUAACUCUUCACCUGUGCUUUGGACCCCAACCCCUCCUAGGUCCUCUAGGCCCCACUUCCCAAUAUUCCUUCUCACCUUGGCUUCUUCAAAGCAGUCAAUAGAUGGAGUUCCCUGGUGGCCCAGCAGUUAAGGAUCUAAUGUUGUCACCUUGUCACUCAGGUCGCUUCUGUGGCCUGGGUUCAAUCCCUGGCACUGGGAACUUCUGCCUGCUGCGGGC